Pteronotus mesoamericanus is the source of this 1173-nucleotide messenger RNA. It is a transcript of the gene PGLYRP3, whose product is annotated as peptidoglycan recognition protein 3. Lineage: Eukaryota; Metazoa; Chordata; Mammalia; Chiroptera; Mormoopidae. Bases 49 to 1173 code for a protein of 374 amino acids. Gene Ontology annotation, molecular function: zinc ion binding; N-acetylmuramoyl-L-alanine amidase activity. Gene Ontology annotation, biological process: peptidoglycan catabolic process. The record is from RefSeq and is a predicted model, not a curated record. The transcript has 8 exons.
GGGCCGCUGUCCUCGCUCUUCUCAUUUGUGUCCUGGGACCACGUGAGGAUGCUGCUGUGGCUUCUUUUCUUCUCAGCUCUGGGUCUUAGUGCCUGGGGGGAUUCCCCUCAGUUCUCCUGGAAUGAAACCCAAGCCAAGGAAGUGUCGGAGCGGCUUGUGGACCUGUUUGUUGGCAUCGCACAGCUCAUUCAAAAGGGUCGCAAUGGUGCCCCCACCAUUGUCUCCCGUAGCGAGUGGGGGGCGCGAUCACUGACCUGCAGGGCCCCGCUGACCCCGCCUGUGGCCUAUGUCAUCACGGACCAGCUCUCGGGGAUGCAGUGCCAGGAGCAGAACGUUUGCAGCCAGAAGCUGCGGGACCUUCAGUCCCAUUCCACCUUCACAGAAGGCUGGUGCGAUGUGGCCUACAACUUCCUGGUUGGGGACGAUGGCAGGGUGUACGAAGGUGUCGGCUGGGACGUCCAAGGUCUGCACACCCAGGGCUACAACAGCAUCUCCCUGGGCCUCGCCUUCUUUGGCACCAAGGAAGGCAGCAGUCCCAGCCCGGCUGCCUUAUCAGCUGCAGAGGAUCUGAUCUUCUACGCCAUCCGGAAGGGUCAUCUGUCACCCAGGUAUAUUCAGCCACUUCUCUUGGAAGAAGAGGUGUGCCAGGCCCAUAAGCCGCAAGCACCCAGGAAAGCUUGCCCCAGCAUCAUCACGCGGUCAACUUGGGAAGCCAGAGAGACAUACUGCCCUAAAAUGAACCUCCCAGCCAAGUAUGUCAUUAUCAUCCACACUGCUGGGGCAACCUGCAGCACGUCCAUGGACUGUCAGAGACGCGUCCGAGACACACAGUCCUACCACAUGGACAAACUGAACUUCUGUGACGUUGGAUAUCAUUUCCUGGUGGGCCAGGAUGGUGGUGUGUACGAAGGAGUUGGCUGGCAUAUCCAAGGCGCUCACACCUAUGGCUACAAUGAUAUUGCCCUAGGAAUUGCCUUCAUGGGCAACUUUGUAGAAAAGCCACCAAAUGCUGCAGCAUUGGAGGCAGCCCAGAGCCUGAUCCAGUGUGCAGUGGACAAGGGGUACCUGACUCCCAACUACCUGUUGGUGGGGCACAGUGAUGUUAUCAGCACUCUGUCUCCUGGGAAGGCGUUGUACAACAUCAUCAGCACCUGGCCUCACUUCAAACAGUGA